Molecule: messenger RNA, 2499 nt
Organism: Sycon ciliatum
Lineage: Eukaryota; Metazoa; Porifera; Calcarea; Leucosolenida; Sycettidae
Product: acyl-coenzyme A diphosphatase NUDT19-like
Exons: 1
Coding region: 126-1274 (382 amino acids)
Cellular component (GO): mitochondrion
Molecular function (GO): hydrolase activity, acting on acid anhydrides, in phosphorus-containing anhydrides
Source: RefSeq, a predicted model, not a curated record
UUUUUCUGUUUGCUGUUGUUUGAUUUUGAGACUGAUUUGUUGAGAAGAAGACAUCCAUCCCAUUGUCAUGUCAGUAUAUUUAUUUCUUAUUUGUUAAAUAGGGUGAACGUCUAGGAGUGUCGAUAAUGAUCAAGUCUCUCCCCUCUCGCAGAUGGAGAGAGGCAUCAUCUCUGGUGAUCGCGGCGCGAAAUGCUGAAAAUGUCAAUGGCAGUGAUUAUUCAAUUUUGUUGUUGCAAAGAGGCAACACUGCAACGUUCGCCAAAAGCCAUCACGUUUUUCCCGGUGGGGUUUUGGACGCGUCUGAUUCGAGAAGCGACUGGCUCGACAGCUUCUCGCGGAUCCUGAAAACAGACAGUGUGACGAGCACUAUGGAUGUGCUCAAGACCACAGGAUGUAGUAACGAAGUACGUGCACCUCCUACGUUUAUGCGUAGUAGAGCAUACGAUGAGGAUGUCCAGCCAUUCGGGUUGCCAGCCGAGCUGGCGUUCAAAAUAUGCAGCCUGAGAGAGACGUUUGAGGAGUCGGGAAUCCUGCUAGCCAGACCUGCAACUGACACUGAUUUCAAGCAUCGGCUACUGGAUAGCCGAGGUGGACAGCCAGCUGAGAUGGCAUCCGUUGUGAAACUUAGUGAAUCGGAUAGAGCCCAUUGGGCGAGUGUGGUGCGCGCAGACGCGUCCAAGUUCCUACCGAUGUGCCAAGCGCUAGACUGCGUCCCCGACGUGUGGAGCACACACCUGUGGUCUGUGUGGCUGACGCCGAGUAACGCCCCGAAGCGAUUCGACACGCCGUUCUUUCUGACCGUGCUGCCCGAAGUCCCGGACCUGCUUGUCAACGAUGCCGAGCACCAGAGCGUCCGGUGGCUGCGUGCGUCCGACAUCCCAGCGAGCAUAGCUGCCGGCGAGGUCAAGGUUGGGCCGCCGCAGGCCAUGGAACUGCUGCGGAUAGCACGGCACGGCGAGUGCAGUGAACUGCUGCAACAUGCUGUGCAGCGAGCACAGGAGCACGGCAGUGAGCGAUGGUGUCCGCUACGGGUGAGGUGUAUGGACGGCUUGAUCAGCGUGUUCCCUGGCGACUCGCUGUACGGAAACUUCAGCUCCGGUGAGAGUGUUGACUGUACGAUGCUGGAAUUGAUCAGCAGAUCCCAACGUGUACACGCCCUGUUAUGUUACAGCAGUACUGACUACCGCUUUUACUGUAACAUUCCGGAACGGCGCGGCCAUCUCUUUCCAGUAACCCAUGAUGUAUGCCCUACCCCGGUUGCUGAUGCGGUAUAGACUAUCAUACUAUGGUGUGACUACUGUGACCGUUAAGUACUGAGUACUGUUUGUAUACAGGAUGAUGGUGCAGCUUGCAAGCGACUGUACUCAUGUACUGGGUAGACAUGAAUGAGGUGCAGACGUGACUAGUAGUAGACCUAGCUGAGCAUUGACUUGAGUAUCCUGGCAAUUGCUUGCAGUACAUGUACUGGCAGCAUGUUGACUAAUCAUGCAUGUGAGUGUACAGCGCAUCAUUAGAUGCCAUGCAUCGUGAUGAGUUUGUAAUGCGGUCACAGUAACAGUUGAGCGAUGCCUGGAAUGCUGCCAGCAGGAUCUCCUGUUCGUGCCACCUGCUGCUACUGGGCACUGGAGGCCUGAUGAGCAUUCGGUACAUCUAUUUAUUACAUGGACUGGUCCGUAAUAGGUGACACCCCCAGUGCACCAACCUCUUUUCCUUACUUCCAAUAUGAUGCAAGUGUAUUUUUAAUGUCCUUCAGUAGAACGUUAGGCCUGUGCUGGAUCGUAGAUGCGAUCAUUCUGAAUACCCAACUAUUUCUCUUAGAAUAUUCUAUCUGGUAUUCACAUGCUGCUGGACAGCUUAUGUGACCUUAUUAUUAUUUUCAUUACUGCCUGUCGAUAUGUAUUGUAGCCGUUCAAUUGACCCCUACUGCGCCAAGGCGCCCAAGACUGAUGCCAGUAAUGUGCUCCUACUAGUCCUAGCUGGUGUGUCUUGUUUGAAGGUGAAUUUCUUCUGUAGACACAUGCUACUGUCCUUACAUUUCUCCAUCAUCUGUUCUUCUGUGGACAUUGCCUGACACUAUUCUCUGGUGAUGUACUCCUGUUCACGUUUAUGUGAUUUUCUAUUCACAAACGCCGAUCUCAUCACUAGUGUGUGUGUGUGUUCGUUGGUGCCCGUGGUCUGCGCUCCAGACUUGUCUCUGCAGUGGUCUGUGAUUGCGGCUUUGGUGUGUCCUCUACUGUGUACAUUGAUCACUUUACGUCUCCUUUUUUUCUUUAUCUGUGUGUGGGUGUGUGUGUGUGUGUCUCUCUCUCUCUCUCUCUCUCUCUCUCAUACGUGCGCGCCCGCACACACACACACACACACACGCACACACACACACAUGCUCACUCACAUGUUCACUCACAUAGUCCUCUUCUCUCUCUUCCCCGACACGUGCAGCAGAAGAGGCUGUCCUGCUUCUACCACUCUUGUCCAUCGGCUGAUCAAUUCUGACUUUGGAAA